Molecule: messenger RNA, 2197 nt
Organism: Zerene cesonia (dogface butterfly)
Lineage: Eukaryota; Metazoa; Arthropoda; Insecta; Lepidoptera; Pieridae
Gene: tsl
Product: torso-like protein
Exons: 8
Coding region: 355-1539 (394 amino acids)
Source: RefSeq, a predicted model, not a curated record
ACUGAGUUCUCAGUUCAGUUCAGUCAGUCACAGUCAGUGACCGAAGUGAAUCGUGAGAGGAGUGUUCCCGCGCUAAAAAUAAUCAAAACAGCCGCGUCUUUACAAGGAAACUUCAAACUUACAAUUUUUGUGACAAACAGUAUGAAUUUUAUGUAAAAUUUAAAGGAGACGAGUCGUUCUCUGUGUCCGGUGACAAUUAUAAUGCAGUUUGAUUCGUAAAAGUUUAUUUUGCUGUGAUUUUGCUUUACCGCGUCCUGUGUCAUUUGUUUGUGAAUGGGUCAAACAGUGCUUUAGCUAUAUGGAAGGAUGUUAUUGACGAUUAAAUUCUAAACAUCCUUGACAUUACUCUAUUUAAUGGGAUUUUGUUAUUGGUGCAGGGCGUGUGUAAUGCGCGCUACAGUGUUUCUGCUCGCGGUUGCACUCUGCCGCGCCGGCUCGCUGGACUCCGAGCUUGGCGUUGGGAAAUCUAUUAACAUUUUUAUGAGAUAUGGCUACCUCAGCAUAUGCAUGCGAGUUGUGCCUCGCAACGACACAGAGGGCUGGGUGUUCCGCGAGCCGACGGUGUCCGUGUUCCGCGACGUCGAGAAAUAUGCGCUUGCGCCGAAGCCGCGACAGGCUAAGACGCUGUUCGACGGCGACUUUCAUAUGGAAUUCUGCGAUAACUUGAAGCAAUUGCUGCAAGCGUACUUUAGGGAUUUUAGCUUUGAGAGGUUAGAGAGACCAUGGCGCGCCUUCACCGCGGGCUGGCCCACGGACAUCAUGGCGCGAAAUUUGGGGAUUAACUCUUCGUUUAUUAAUGGCGACCAUUGUUACGUGCUGGUGAGGGUGUCUAGAUUCCGCGAAACAGCCAAGCUAAGCGACCUUCCACCGAACAUACCGGUAGAGGACGUGGUAUUUGACGCCAUUCAAGACACCACUAUCGGAGACACGGUGUCCAUAGCUGACUUCAUUAGAAAAUAUGGAUCGCACUAUAUAGCGUCUUACAUCACGGGGAAUUCCCUAUAUCAGGUAUUCGUGUUUUCCCGAGGCGUGUACUCCCGGAUAAAAGAGCGGGUUAAGACCCGGGGCGUGUCCGACAUCCCCCCCUCGGAAAUGAACAAUUUCUUCUCCCCCCUUUUCGCGGAACACGUUGGCGCCGUCAAGGUGUUUGUGUUCUCUAGAACCGCAUACUCUAUGAUCAAAGAGAGACUUAAAAGCAAAGGCGUUGCUGACAUAACCGCCAAAGAGUUGGAGGGUUACUUCUCGCCGUGGCAGGCUAAACAUAUUGGCCAGAUUAAGGUGGCCAGUGGGAACAAAACAGUUGAAAGCUGGGCUAUGAAGCGAUUGCGGGUACAUUAUUAUAUAUUUUCGUACCCAAGUCUACUUAAGUUGCACGGAGAGCCGGCCCUAUUGAGAAAUCUAGACACAUUGUUAGGAAAUGAAGCCUUAUUACAAUUAGAAUUAAAGACAUUAUCGCCUGCGUUCAAAGACGAUAAAAAGAAGCAGUGGUUCGAAGAAGUCAUAGACAAUUAUUUGAAAUUGUGGGAAAGCAACAUGUGAUGCGGUGCUAAACAAUUGUGUUGUGUUAACAAAAGACACUUUAGAUAAAAAAUUAUUGAUUUUACGAGAUAAAUAUAGUUAUUUUUGAUUCUGUGAUUGAUUUGAAUUUGAAUUCGAAUGUUUGAGACUCACCAGUGGAAGUACAAAAGUCAGUUUUAUAUAUUCGUCCAAUUUUUUUAUAUAAAAAUAUAUUUAAUUCCAUAGUGUAAAUGUGAUAUGAGAGUAUAUGAAUAUAUUAAAUGAUAUUUUUAUAUACAUUUAUGGCGAGAUGCCUAACUGCCAAGUAUUUCAUGCUUAUCAAUAUUUAUUAAUAAAAGCGCCAUCUAGUAGUAUUCUCUAGAACCUUUUAAGUGCAAUUUUGUAAAGUAUUAUAAAGUUUAAUAGCGAUAAAAGUCAAUUUUGUGAAAUAAAUCCUUUCCGACAUAUUUAAAUACUAAAUAUAAUAUCAUAUUACAAUACAAAUAUCAUAUUAUAAUAUUAAAUAUUUGUUUAUUUUAUGCAGGCUUAAUAUAAAUUAUAUUUCUUAAUAGUUUUCUACAGUUCAUUGUGUGUGUUUCUUUGGAGUUUCCAGUGGAGUUCCUUUUUAUGACAAAAAAUUUAUAAACACAAAAAUUGAUAGCAAAAUGAUUUUAAAUUACAUACGCUACAUAAUCAACAU